UAGGGGCCCCUUUGGAGCCCUGUCCACUGUUACCGGAGGGGACGCCUGGGUGGGCCGCUGGCGACAUCCGCCCCCUUCCCUUCCCGUCGCGGGCCUCCACUGGCACCGCCGCAGACUGUCGUCCCCUCCGUGGUAGGCUCCUCGGCCUCCCCGUCCACCUCACGUCGGGCCCGCUGCCCACGGCCUCCCCACAGCAGCGGCCUCCUCGGCGGCCACCAUCUUUGCGGUUGGCUUUGCCUCAGCCCGGUCGCCGCCCCACUGAGGUACUGCUUGUCGCCAUGUCCUCCUCCGGGGAUCCCGGCCAGGCCCCUGGCCAGGAUAGCCCCGCGAGCGCUGUGGGGGCAGGGUCCCCGGAGGCCGGAGGCGGCAAUGGGGUGGCCCCUGGGGUCGGGUUUCCCCAGAUUGAGGUGGCUGGAGUGGCGGGGCCCGAGGUGGCCCUUGAGUCCGGGUCCCCCAGGAUGGAGGUGGCCCUUGAGUCCGGGUUGCCCGAGAUGGAGGUGGCCCUCGAGUCCGGGUCCCCCACGAUGGAGGUGGCCCUCGAGUCCGGGUUGCCCGAGAUGGAGGUGGCCCUCGAGUCCGGGUCCCCCACGAUGGAGGUGGCCCUCGAGUCCGGGUUGCCCGAGAUGCAGGUGGCCCUCGAGUCAGGGCCCCCCGGGAUGGAGGUGGCCCUCGAGUCCGGGUUGCCCGAGAUGGAGGUGGCCCUUGAGUCCUGGUCCCCCGAGAUGGAGGUGACCCUCCACUCUGGGCUGCCCCCGAUGGAGGUGUCCGAAGUGGAGGGGCCCGUGGGAGGCCUCGGGGAGGCUGCCUUGGGUUUGGGUCUGGCCUGCGGCCCGGCGGGCGUGAGCGCGGAGGCCGAGGAGGACGAAUCGGAUUUCGGGCCGGCGGAGGAGGACGGGGAGGAGCAGCAGGAGGAGGGUCUGGAGAUCCUUGUGGACGCCCACCAGUUCCCAAUGGUUGGCUUCCGCUUCAUGUUCCUGGACCUGGUGCACUCGCUCCUGCACCGGAUCUACCACAACAACCACAUCCUCGUGCGGCCCCGCCGCGGCCGCGUGAGGGUCCGGACUCGGGCCCGGCAGCCCGACAGCCCCCGUUGGCACCCCGCAGCCCCCGCAGGCCCGCCGGCGUGGGCAGCUCCGGCCGCGGCCCGGGAGACCGAGGCCUCGUCCGAGGAGGAGGCCGCCUGGGAGACGGCGGAGGAGCCGGACGAGGAGUCUGAGGAGGGCCUGGCGACCGCCAAGGGAACAACUAAAUAUCAGUAUGAGAAGCCUGCCAAAGGGGCCAACGACUCUGAAAGGGAGGAAGAAAAAGACAAAUUUAACAAAAAGCAAGAAGGACCCAACUAAAGAAGAUCUGCCCCAGCAGAGAACAGCCCCAGAUCAGUUGGCAUAAAAGAAAGAAGAUGAAGAAAGAAGAAAGAAUCUGUUGUUCGUUAUUUUUAGGUUUUUCAUUUUUUAGAAGCCCAUGGGAAUUUUAUUAACACUGAUGUCAUUCCAAACUGCAUCAUCUAAAAAGUGAUAUCCAAUGAAAUGUGACUCCUCGCUUAUGUUUGACAGAUAUAUUUGAUAGCAUUUGUUCAAGUUAAAAAUAAGUUUGUUUUAAAUUAAUGCACUGGAAUGUAGGCAGAUUUUGCUUAGAUAAAUUAUCUUGACUCAGAUCUCUCUUUUUCCUCUUUGUUUUGGUCCACUGUACCUUCACUGAAAGGUAUCACUCUCCACCAUUUGGUGAGCCUGUUUUAAAUUAAUUUCUUACAGCCCCAAAUAAAAGAAAA
Lutra lutra (Eurasian river otter) is the source of this 1768-nucleotide messenger RNA. Its product is annotated as cancer/testis antigen 47A-like. The record is from RefSeq and is a predicted model, not a curated record. The coding region runs from base 279 to 1343 and encodes 354 amino acids. The transcript is spliced from 3 exons. NCBI's taxonomy places the organism in Eukaryota, Metazoa, Chordata, Mammalia, Carnivora, Mustelidae.